ACCAAUUUGCCACUUUUCGGUUUUAUGUUUUAGAUUGUGCUAAUGGAGUUGAUCUAUUGUGCAAUAACGAAUGCAACCAAUUAUUUAUGAAGCUAGUCCUCGGCCACAGAAAUACUUAAAACUAUGAAAUUGUAGUUACUGACUUGAAUAAAAAUUUUGAAAACGCGGGAAUCUCUUUGAAAGAGGACCGUCAUGAAUAGAGAAGAGCUCGGGCUUAAAAAUUCAACGAAAUAUAUUUUGAAAUCUCGUCCUUAUUUUCACCCAGUAAGGGAAUUAUUAACGACUUCUAACUUCGGAGCAGCUGCUGGUAAUAGUCCGAUAUUAUGGUGCGUUCAGUCGAACUUAGAAAAGUGCAGUUUAAAACAGUCGAAACUCCGCAGUCUAUUAUCGAUGUCACACUUCACAUCAAAGGAGACGACGACGAACAUACUGCCGACCCGAAAUCAGAGUCGGCUUCGUCCUCGAGUAGGAGUAGCGACAUCACGGUCAGCUCGGCCGAGUUCAACGAAGAGGCGGCUAUUGGUAGCAAAGAGUUCGAGAUUGCAGAGGCGGCAGAGGGGAACAGGGAUAAGAAGGGGGGAGGAGUGGUCUACGGGGGAGUGAAGCCUCUGAGGGGGAGACUGCUGGCAUUUGUAUUCUGUAUUCUCGUCACCAUCAUACUCUCGCUAGUCAAGGCAGUUGACAUCGCUCCGGCUUCAAUUCUGGUGACUCGAAACAUAGUCCAGUUCCUGCUUCUAUCGGCCUACAACUGCUGGGCUAUGUCAUGUAUAACUGACAUCUUGAGACACCACUUCAAAAUCAUAUUCACUCGAGCACUUGUUGGGACUUUUGUUGUCACUAUUGUAUACUGUGUAUCCAAUUUCAUCUCACUCGCCAAACUGGGAAUCUUGAACCAACUGACGCCAGUUUUUACUACGAUAUUCGGAGUCCUGAUUCUAAAAGAGAAACCGACUUUCUCAGAAUCUGCCCUCAGUUGUCUAGCUAUUAUAGGCUCCUUUUUCGUGAUUCAACCUGAGUUUAUAUUCGAAAAAGCUGACGGCGAAGUUUCGGACAUUGUUGUGGUUUCGAAAUACGAGUAUAUUGCGAUGGGAACUUUGAUGUUGGCCGUGGCGGCGGAAGGCCUCGCGAUGGUUCUGAACCGAAAAGCGGGACGAAAGAACAUACCGUGUACUGUUCUAUUAUGGGCUCAAAGCGCAAUCGCGAUUCCAGUCGUAACUGGAAUGCACGUGUUUGUAUCGGCUGGCAAUUCUGUGUUCGGUGGUCUUAAAGAUUGCAGUAUCUUUGGAAUGUCGGCUCUGUGUGCGAUUUUGGUUCUCGGAUUUACGAAUCAGACUAUAUUUCUGUUUGCGAAUAAGUAUGAGAAGUCUUCAAUCGUGGCGGUGAUUGUGGCGUGUUGCAAGGUUGUCUUCUUCUUCAUCGCCGACUUUCUCUUCUUCCCAGACGAGAUGCAAUACAAUUACUUCCACUAUAUGGGUGGAGUGUUAAUUGUGGGUGCCAUUCUUGGACUCCUGAUUUCGAACCACUUUAGACAGAUCUCAUUCUCACACUGCAGCGAUACAUCAAAAACUGCAGAUUAGCACUGGUCCAAACAGGCUCUCGGUUAUCAAAUUUGGGUCAACAAAAACAACCACGUUUAAGGUCAACAAAAAUAGAUGUCUGUAUUAUCAACAAAAAAAAAUCAACUGAACAGAACUUGUAUUCGUGGCGAGAGAGUACUACACAUGUUCGAACAUCAUUUAAAUAGAAUGGAUUGAAAUUGGUGACUUGUCUUGACAUUGCUUGUAAUCUGAUUGAUAUAAACUGAACUGACUGAUUCAUUUAUCGUACAAUUGACUUGAAAUAGACUUAUUAAACUGUGAAUUAGUUAAGAUAAUAUUGUAAGUUCGACUGAAUCUAGGAGGCUUGUUUUUUUUUAAAUCAGAAUUUAAAAAAUUGUCAGAAUUGCAGAUUGUAAUAAUCAGACUUUUGAAAUGUUGAGUUACUUCAAGAAUAUAACUGUAAUUCUGAAACAAGUCAAUGAACUCAAGAAAACCGAAAACAAACUUCUUUAAAAUUUUGAAAAAAAUUCUCAAAAAAAUCACUUCGUGU
Symsagittifera roscoffensis is the source of this 2088-nucleotide messenger RNA. RefSeq lists its product as uncharacterized. Gene Ontology annotation, cellular component: membrane. The coding region runs from base 324 to 1577 and encodes 417 amino acids. The transcript has 3 exons. The record is from RefSeq and is a predicted model, not a curated record. NCBI's taxonomy places the organism in Eukaryota, Metazoa, Xenacoelomorpha, Acoela, Convolutidae.